ACUUUUCCAGAAAUCUGUAGGCAAUGUAGGUCUCCCUUCUUAGGACUAAACAUAGCCUUCGCCUGGUCAUUUCCUGAUUUGACUAUUUUAUUUUUUACAGUCUAUUCCUUUGACUUCUGGUCUCAUGUGUCGAGACCGUGGCGCUCAACGAAAAUCGUGCUCCUGGUUUUGGUUGCAACGGUAUUGCUGCAAACCCAUCCCCCCAACUCCUUACCUUCUCAGCCAGAAGCCAAAGCACACACUUGGGACACCCAGGGUGCCGACUAAACGCUAAAAUACAACGGAAAAAAAACCUUGCUUCCCAAACAUCUCUAAAUACUGCUAACGGGUUUUUCUUGGCGAGUCUAUGUUAAAAUAAUGAUGCUAAAAUUAAAAUCUUCAAGGGUGCAAUCACAAAAGUGAGAGGAACGUUUUUCCACGGAGCCUCUUACCUUCCAGCUCAGCAGCAAUCCGCAAGUUCCAGGCUCGCAGGAAGCGAUUUCCCUCAAACUCGGAAGGGCGGACGAUUUUAACGACAGUAACAAACCUUUUCAAGACACCCAGUGACUUUUAGCCCCUCCCAUCAAUCGACUACGGCCAACACGGAGGAGCGACUUCAUCCCCGGAAAAAAAUGCUCUCCUUUGAGCGGGGCAUCUGCGAAAUCCAGCUUUCUGGGCGCGAAGAGGCGGGGAGGGACCCCGAGGACCCGAGGGAAAUAGGAAGAGAAAGUGCUGUGACCGAGUCGUCGAGGUGGAGACCGGCGCGACCAGGGCCGGGCACGCUGUGGGCUCCGGAGCGGCGGCUCUUCCCGGACACUCGCUGAGCCCCGGAGCUCGCGCCGGCCACAGGGUAGGAAGCCCCAGCGCAGGUCCCGGGGCCUCUAGACGCGUCCCGCGGAGCGGUGACCUCCAGAGCGGGUCCCCUUGGCGAUCCCGCCUCCUCGGGUCGAGAUUCGCGCCUUUCACAGGCUGUCAGAGGGAUCCCUCAGGGAGGCUCGCCCAAUGGCGGGCCAGGCCGGUGGCCGGAGGCUCCGCCCCCCCGCCCCUCGCGGAGGGCCGCCCCGCCCCUGCCCCGCGCCCGGAGCCGAGGAGAGUAAAUACAACAGGAGCGCAAAAUGGCGGAACCGCCGAGCUCAGCGCACGGCGCUGCCGCCGCCGCCGCCGCCGCCCCCGUCUCGGGGAAAGAACCGUUUGGCAAGCUGCAGACCGCCUCCCGGGACCCACCGGGUCCUCUGUCCGCCAAGAAGGUCCGCACCGAGGAGAAGAAGGCGCCGCGGAGACUGAACGGAGAAGGGGGCAGCGGCGGGAACAGCAGGCAGCUGCCGCCGCCGGUGGCUCCUUCGCCUCCGAGCUACGGCAGCCCCGCGUCUUGGAGCUUCGCCGCGCUGUCUGCCGCCCCCUCCCCGUCCUCUGCUCGGAACAGUUUCUCUUUCUCCGCCGGCACGGCCGUCCCGUCCGCAGCCUGGGCUUCCUCGUCUCCGCCGCUGUCGCGCAAACUGCUGGUCCCUCCUACGUUGCUGCACGCUCAGCCCCAGCCCCAGCCUCAGCCUCUCCCGCCGGCCGCCGCCCCCGCGGCCAACGCCAAGCCGCGCCGGACCAAGGAGAAGCGGGAGAAGGAGAGGAGGAGGCACGGCCUCGGCGGGGCGGGCGAGGCCCGCGGGUCCGCCCGGGAGGAGAACGGGGAGGUGAAGCUGCAGCCGCGAGAUAAAAUCAAAGAAAAAAUUAAAGAGAGAGAUAAGGAAAAAGAGAGAGAAAAAAAGAAGCAUAAAGUAAUGAAUGAGAUCAAGAAAGAAAAUGGCGAAGUAAAGAUGUUGCUGAAAAGUGGGAAGGAGAAACCAAAAACAAAUGUAGAAGACUUACAAAUUAAAAAGGUAAAGAAGAAAAAGAAAAAGAAACACAAAGAGAAUGAAAAACGGAAGCAUCCAAAAAUGUAUAGCAAAUCUAUUCAAACCAUCUGCUCAGGAUUGCUAUCUGAUGAAGAUCAAGAAGCCAAAGGUAUCCUAAAUGAUAACAUAAAGGAUUAUGGUGGAAAGAAUUUGGAUACCAAGAAUUAUGGUUCCAAACUUCCAGAGAACAGUGAGUUUCCAUUUGUCUCAUUAAAGGAGCCACGGGUUCAGAAUAAUCUUAGAAGGUUGGACACUUUGGAGUUCAAACAGCUCAUUCAUAUUGAGCACCAGCCCAAUGGAGGUGCAUCAGUUAUCCAUGCCUACAGUAAUGAACUCACGCACCUGUCUCCUGUGGAGAUGGCGAGGUUUGCAGAAGAGUUUGUGGAUCUAGUAUUCAGUGAAAAUGAAAACUCUGCAGCUUUCUAUGUAAUGGGUAUUGUUCAUGGGGCAGCUGCUUAUUUACCUGACUUUUUAGACUACUUUUCAUUUAAUUUUCCCAAUUCGCCAGUGAAAAUGGAGAUUUUGGGAAAGAAGGAUAUAGAGACAACAACUAUGUCCAAUUUUCAUGCUCAGUCUCCACCUGUGAUAGCCUGGAUAGUCUGUGAUAGUCCAGAUGUCCACUUCACACCUACCAAACCUCCUGCUCCCACAGUAUAUUUGGUGUAUAUUCUGGAAAAUAUGGUAAAAAGAACAUAUUCUCACGGUACUUACAGAGCUGGCCCAAUGCGACAAAUCAGUUUGGUAGGAGCAGUUGAUGAAGAAGUGGGAGAUUAUUUCCCUGAGUUCCUUGAUAUGUUGGAAGAUUCACCGUUUUUAAAGUGUACACUGCCAUGGGGGACGCUGUCUAGUCUAAAAUUAGAGAGUCGAAAAGAUAGUGAUGAUGGUCCUAUCAUGUGGGUACGCCCAGGAGAACAAAUGAUCCCUGUGGCUGAUAUGCCAAAGUCACCUUUCAAAAGGAAAAGAACUACCAAUGAAAUAAAAAACCUGCAGUACCUACCUCGAACUAGUGAGCCCCGUGAGAUGCUCUUUGAAGACAGGACAAGAGCUCAUGCAGAUCAUAUAGGACAAGGUUUUGAACGACAGACUACAGCUGCAGUUGGAGUGUUGAAGGCUGUGCACUGUGGAGAGUGGCUUGAUCAACCCCGAAUAACCAAAGAUGUCAUUUGUUUUCAUGCUGAAGAUUUCUUAGAAGUAGUUCAACGAAUGCAGUUAGAUUUACAUGAACCUCCACUGUCCCAGUGUGUCCAGUGGGUUGAUGAUGCAAAACUUAAUCAACUGAGGAGAGAAGGCAUUCGAUAUGCCAGGAUUCAACUGUAUGAUAAUGACAUUUAUUUUAUUCCAAGGAAUGUUGUUCAUCAGUUCAAGACAGUUUCAGCUGUGUGUAGUUUAGCAUGGCACGUUCGGCUCAAAUUAUAUCACUCAGAGGAGGACACUGCUCAGAAUACAGAUACUCAUGAAAUGGGCACAUCACCAGAUUCUAUAUCAUCAGUUCUUGGACCUCACAGUGACAAUAGGAUUUGUGCUGUAAGCAAAACCUCUUUGGAGUCUAUUUUUUCAGAUACACUUCAUUCUAAAUAUGAAGUACAGCAGAUUAAACAGGAACCUGUUGCAUCUGUAAGAAUCAAUGAAGAAUCUGUGAAUGUUUAUGUUUCUGAAGAGACUAGAACACCGAAUAAUAUGGAUGGCAAGAAUGUUAAAGCAAAAUUGGAUCAUGUUCAAUUUACAGAAUUUAAGAUUGAAGUGGACUCCACAUUUGAAAAUAGCAACAAAGACUUAAAGGAGGAAUUGUGCCCUGAAAGUCUCUUAAGUCUAGUUCAUACAAGGCAACAUAGUUCAGUACAUUCACAUCAAAAUAGAAAAGAUGAUGACAUUUUGUGCUAAAUAUGUACAUACCAUUUAAAAUCUUUUUUAAAAAAACAACUUAAUAAUGUAAUAAAGAUUCAUGAAUUAUGAAAGCAAGCCAAGGACUUGCUCUCAAGUCUGUUACGAAAUAUAGUUUAUGUAGCUUUGUAACAUUCCUCAGUGCCUGUCCAUAACUGUGAAGUAUCAAAGCACUUAGGGCCAGAUGCACUGUAAACAUUGCAGGUUUAAACAAAUGGAGUCUUUAAAAAGUCAUUUGUGUUGGAGUUGUAGAUUUUAGAAUAGAGCUGACAUAUAUAUAUAUAUAUAUCUAUAUAUAUGUGUGUGUAUAUAUAUAUAUAGAUAUAUAUAUAUAGUAAUAUGAGCCAGAAUUCUUUUUCAACAAUUUAAGGCUUUUCCAUAGAGCUUAUUUAUACCAAUUUUUUUUUUUUCAUUUUAAAUGUGUCAGCACUGUAGUGUAAAUAGCUUUAAAUUUUUUUUUAGUGUGAUUUAUAUUGAAAUGUGAGCCACUUAAUAAAGGUUCAUAAUAAAUAUGUUUUCUGUCGGGUGUGCAAAAGACAAACUGAUAAUUCAGUUAAAUCAUUUAUUUAAUCUAUCAUGUGUCGGUGUAUCCAUUUAGAAUGGUAAAGGAGAGCAAAUGUACAUAUUCAAAUCUAGUGAAUAUUUAAAUUCCCCACAUUGUGUAAGCAUUUUUAAAACCAAGAUUCAGUUAUGAAAGCAUAUUUAUGUGUGUGUAUGUAUGGGAAUAUAUAUAUAUCAUUUUACAUAACUUCUUAAAUUGCUGAAUAAGAUGAAUGUGUGAAACUUUGUAGCCCUACUCCCAGGAAUUCAUUUUAAAAUAUUUAUAUUCAACAUUAAGAAAGCAGUUUAGGUAACAGAAAUAAUUUUGUAAAGUUGGGCAAAACAAGUCUGUUAGUGAUAUCUAACCCUUCUAAUUAAUGAAGUUUUGUGGCCAGAUUACAUAGCCCUAACAUAAAUUUUAUUUGUAGUGUAUGGAAUGAUAAGUUGAGAUGACUUUCUUAUUAAUAGGCACCUUUGCUAUACCUCACAGUAGUUGAGUAAAACAUAUUUACAGAAAGUUUAAUUGUGGCAGUUAAAAUCCUUUUACAUUUUUCUUGCAAAGCAGGUAGAAAAUAUGGCAAAUAUAAAAUCUUAAAAUAAGGACACGAUUCAUACAGAGAUGUAGCUAACAAAAAGUGUUCUCUCUUCUUUCUAAGGAUCCCUCUGCCUACCCUAGCAAGGUAAAUAACAGAGUAUAGCUGACUCUUGAAUAACAUAGGUUGGAAUUGCACAGGUCAAUUGAAAAAAUUCUGUGUUUAAGUGGAUCCACGCAGUUCAAACUCUUGUUCAAGGGUCAACUGAAUUUGUUUUUCAAAAGAAGCUCUAGAAAGCAAAAUUGGGGUAGGAAACAGGAUUGCCAGUGCCUAGCUAAAGAUUAUUAAAAUAAUUGUCUUCAGUGAUGGAUUUCAGCAACUCUGCUUAUUACAAAUCUAUUUUGUCUUUGUUAUUUUUCUGGGCUUAUACUUUGGUUGUUGACUUUCAACUGGGGUUCUUUGUGCUGCCAUUGGGCUAGAGUUGCUAUUCUCAUUUCAGUGUUUUCCGCCCCCGCUUCAUUUGUGAUACCCAUAAAACUGCUUAUUUUUCUGGUUAGGAAGAAGCCAUUUAGAAAGAGGCAUUUCAUCAGAAAAAUAUAAACUAUAGCAAUUAUAUCAUUUCUGGCCCCUAGUUGAAAAGAGUAGGCAAGUAUUGUUGAAAAUCUCAAUGGUUUGUGGGAAAUCAAUAUAUUUACAACAUAGGAAUCUUCAUGGAAUAAAGAAGAUAUAAAUCAUGAUAAUGUAAAUAAGGACUUUCUUUUAUAUAUACUGUCUUAUCCUAUCCCUCACUUUAAUCUCCUCUUAAAGCUAAAUUUAUGUAUUUGCACCUACCAUUUCAGGAGAGAAAAGUUCGUAACAAACCAGUAUUAAGAAAUAGGGGAUAUUUUUCUGGUUUUCUGGUUUUAAUUGAAGGGUAAUAUAUUUAACAGGAUUUUAGUUCCAAUUUUCCAGUAGCAUACACAUAGAUAGAUAAGAUCAUACUGUAAUAAAAUAUCUUGGGUAUCUCUCCAAAAUAUACGAGCCUUAAUUAAACAUUUAUUUUUUUAAAAUAUACUUUUAUUGCUUUCAGAGAUGAAGGGUUAGGCAGAUAGAAAUAUCAAUGAUGAGAGAGAAUUACUGAUUGGCUGACUCCUACAUGCCUCCUAUUGGGGAUCUAGCCAACAACCUGGGCAUGUACCCUGCCUGGGAAUCGAACCAAGACCUCCUGGUUCAUAGGUCAACACUCAACCACUGACCCACACUGGCCGGAAUGAAAUGAAACUUUUAAUUUAAAUUUAAAGAUGUAUCUAACAAAACAGUGGUUUCCUUUUGUUUCCUAUAUAGCCUAAAGUCAAACUUCUCUAUCUUUUGAAAAUUUGUUUUGUAAAAUACAUACAUCUCUGUGGACGUGAAAUAUAAAUCAAUUUCAAAUUCAGAUUUCAAGAUAUAGCCUUGUUACAUUGAAUAAUGCUUAAAGUUCCUUGUAUGGAUUAUGGUUUUAAAAUCCUCUUCAGAUGCAAUCUGAGAAUUUUUUGACUACUAUUGUUACACACAAUUUCUAUUUCAAUAUUGCAGCGUAUCGAUGGUCUCCUAGUCAGUACAUUCCAGUUCUUUAUCAGAACACAGGUUUUUUGCUGUUAUUUCAAAUGUCUUGGACCAGCACAAUAACACAUUUAAGAUACAGCUUCUAUAUGAUCUUAUACUAUAUAGAAUAGUUAUGUAAAUUAUUAAAUUGAUACAUAGACCGUUAGAAAAAAACUAAAGUACCUCAGUGGUAUCUAUGACAGUACUUUUUUAAAAAUUACUUUUGUUUAUACCCUUUUAACUAUCUAAGUAAUACAUAUUCAAUACUCAGGUUAGCUGGCUAGCUAGCAAAAGAAUUAAGCAUUUAUGAUAAUUAGUUGAAAACUUUACAAAAGCCAUAUUCAUUAUCUUUCUUGUCACUAAGGCUGUUGACCUUCAAUAAAGCUUAGGUUAAUGUCGCACAUCUAUGUGUGUGUGUGCAUGUGUGUAAGAUUAUUGGAAAUACUUAUGUUUGCUUCCACAUAUAUUCAUUUUCAGUACACUCUAUAACUUUGGGUGGUGGGUCUUGGAAGGUAGGAAAGAUUUAUUGGGUUAAGUCUUCAAAGUAUUUCAUUAGUGUUCCCGAGUGUAACAGUUUUUUUUCUCAAACACACAUGGCAGGUGAGAUCACUUUUGUAAAUAACAGGUUAGCACUAUUUUGCUAAAUUGCAUUCAGUUUGGGUUUUUUUGGCGUUUUUUUUUGACAAGUUCAUUGUCAUGUAAAGCAAGUAUCUCAACAUUCAUUUUACACUUAGCAAAGGUGCAAGAUUUGUUUUUGGAGUUUGAGAGGAUUUUCCUUGUCUUCCACCUUUCAAUAAAUAUUAAAAUUGAUAACCAUAA
Messenger RNA from Myotis daubentonii (Daubenton's bat), 7201 nucleotides. RefSeq names its product round spermatid basic protein 1 like (gene RSBN1L). The record is from RefSeq and is a predicted model, not a curated record. Gene Ontology annotation, cellular component: nucleus. Lineage: Eukaryota; Metazoa; Chordata; Mammalia; Chiroptera; Vespertilionidae.